This is a messenger RNA of Contarinia nasturtii (swede midge), 3258 nucleotides long. RefSeq names its product amyloid protein-binding protein 2 (gene Pat1). The transcript is spliced from 12 exons. Gene Ontology annotation, biological process: intracellular protein transport. Bases 913 to 2769 code for a protein of 618 amino acids. Gene Ontology annotation, molecular function: protein binding. The record is from RefSeq and is a predicted model, not a curated record. Lineage: Eukaryota; Metazoa; Arthropoda; Insecta; Diptera; Cecidomyiidae.
AUGAAUACAUGUAUUCUAUGCAAUUCUAAGUAUUCCAGAAAGUCUUUUUGAAAAAAAUAAUGGAAUGACACAAACAGCACACACAACUAUAAAUAGAUUGUGCAGACGAUACUGAAACCGAACAAACACAUGGACAUAUGAGUCCGGCGAACGCUGCAUUCUAGCGCGAAAUCAAACAAACGACAGACAACACACAGAGAGACGAGUGAGAAAAGAGCGUGUAUGUGUUUUCAACAACAUAUACACACAGUAUAUAUACAGUACGAGUCUAUUGACAUUUCAAUUCAUUUUUGUCAUGCGCCAUUUGAUGUAUUCCAGAAGCGAAGAAAAAUACGAGGCACAAGCAAAACCGAGAAAUACACAAAAAUGAAAAGUUUGUUUCUGUGAAAAUGAUAGUCAGACAUCGACACAUAGUAGUGAAAACAUACAUAUUUUAAGAUAAAAAGGAACCAGUGUUCAAAGGAUUUUUUUUUCAUAAGACCAUUUUUCUUAUUUGAUUUUGUUUUCCUUCCAGAUUGAAUAGAAAAAUCAAAGUAAACGCAGAAACAGUGAUUGCAUCAUGGUUGCAUCGGACUUAUAGGAAUAUUAUUCAACGUUUCGGAAGUCAUGACUAUUUUCAAUUGUAUAUCAAGUAUCGACCACAAGUUAACUCGGUGUUCUUACUAAACAGCACACAGUAGUGAGAGAACACACACGACGAGUCGACGACAUUUUUCGUUCACAAAGCACAUGCUACUGAAUUCUAUAGAAUUGUUGUGCGUUUUUUGUUCUAUUUUAUUGUUUUGUUUUUCGUAUUACAUAAUCGAUAGAAAGUGAGACAAAAUCGCAUAAAUCAGUUUAACAACACAGUGAUCACACAGUAAUUUAUCAAAACUAGAAAUAAAAACCGAAAAAAUCGUAAAAUUUAUCGUCAUGGCGUCGAAAUCGUAUUACAAUCCGGAACGGUUAUAUAGCCAAUGCAUUGUAAGCUAUGUCAAAAACUUGCAACCGAAAACAAGUCAACUCGAUGAAAUUGACGGCCUGCAAAUGCUACCACCGAAUAUUUUGGCUGAUAUUUAUUUGGCUAUGAGCGAAUCGGAGGAUUUACGAGAUAUUCUCUAUAAUGAAUUAUCAAAUUUAACAAUAUUCAUGAGACUGCUAAAAUACGCAGUAGCCAGACAGAAAAUGAUCAAGUGUUUUUCGGUCCUAAUGUGUAGCGGUCGACAGCUAUCAACAGAAAUUUCAUCAAAAUUUUCGAUGUACACACAUCAUCAUUUCCAAACACAUUAUAAAACGUCACCUAUGAAAAAUUCAAAUCAUAAUUUGUUAAUGUCACGUGAUAUGUGCUUGAAGCAAAUCGAAAAUGGCAUGCGGCUCGGCACAUUUCUUAGUGAAUCGGGAUGGUUGCAGGACAGUUUAAAAGUUCUGGUUACCAUUUUGAAUGUCAUUAAUACGCUAAAACUCAAUUACAAUAGUAUUAUUGUAAAAUUGGACUGUUUACAAAGAUUACUGCAUGCACAAGUUGCAUUUUGUUGUUUCGCUGACGCAAGUAAAAGCCAGCAAGAAGCUAAUGAUAUCAUUUCACACAUUGGCAUCGAGAAAGUUCCAAUCAAUUUGCUUGUUACUUAUUAUAAAGUGUUGUCGAUGCUGUAUUUUGCCAAAAGUGAUUACAAUUUAAGUUAUGACUGGAGCGUCAAAGCACUACAAUUAAUAAACGGACCCACACCCAACAAAAUUGCCAUUGAUGUACUUCGUGUUGCAGCUAAGGCGUGUGUUGUAAAACGUGAAUUUGAUAAAGCGAGAAUUCUGAUUCUGAAAGCUGUUAAAAUGGCGGGAACUUACUUUGGUGAAAGUCAUCAAAAAUAUGCAGACACAUUGCUUGAUUAUGGGUUCUUCUUGUUGAAUGUCGAUGAUAUUGUUCACAGUGUUCAAGCAUAUUCGCGUGCAUUGGAUAUUAAAACUGUGAUUCAUGGGAAUAGAAAUUUAGCUGUGGCCACAGCCGAAGAGGAUUUAUCGUAUGCAUUGUAUGUCUUAGAAUACAGUUCGGGAAAUUUCCAAAGUGCUCGUGAGCAUAUUUGCAAAUCAAUCGAUAUAUUGCGUUCACUUUUGCCAAAAGAUCAUUUGUUACUGUCAUCCGCACGAAGGGUGAAGGCAUUAAUUUUAGAAGAAAUCGCAUUGGAUAAUGGCCAUGGUCUUGCCGGCGAUACAGCGGAAUAUCAAAACCUACUGAUUGAAGCCGAAGAAUUACAUCAAUCUGCAUUGAAAAUUACAAUCGAUGCAUUUGGAGAGGUCAAUGUUCAAACUGCCAAACAUUAUGGCAACCUUGGUCGAUUGUAUCAAAGCAUGGCAAAAUAUCACGAGGCCGAAGAGUUGCACAAACGCGCCAUCAAAAUCAAAAGUGAUCUACUUGGUACUUUCGACUAUGAGGUUGGAUUAUCUAUUGGUCAUUUAGCUUCUUUGUACAGUUACCAUAUGCAAAAAUAUCGUGAAGCCGAAAAAUUAUAUUUGAAGAGUAUUGCAAUUAGUUUAAGACUGUUUGGUAGCAGUUACUCUGGCUUAGAGUACGACUACAAGGGACUAUGUAAUGUUUAUGAACAACUCAACGACACUGACAAAUAUUUAGAGUAUUCAAACAUUUUGGACACGUGGCGAAUGAUUCGCGAGGGGAAUUUAGAGGUCUCAACAUCCGGUAACGAACUUAAAGAGGAGAUCACAUUAGAUGAAGUGCGUGAAAAGUUCUUUGACUUGUGUAGUCGACAUGUGGCCGUGGUAGAGUCUGAUAAUAAUUAAAUUUAAGGAAAAACUUAAAUAGUUUUUACUUCGUUCAUUAGUUUAAAUCAAAAAAAUCAUUUACUCCACGCAACUCUAGCAUCAAAAAAAUUGAAAAUAACAUAAAUAUAUUUAAACUAAUUACAAAAAGAAAAACAAUUUAAUCAAUUAAAUAAAAUUGUGAAGCGCUUUUUUAUCAUUUUCGGUGUCGCAUUGAGAACACGUAAGACACACAUACACACAGACAAACACAAUUUAUAGGUACCAUUUGAAACAAAAUUGAUCUAGUUUAUUUAUUACUGUUUUAUGCAAAAAAAAACACAGAAAAAAUAAAUAAUUUACAAAGAGAUAGAAAAUGAAGGAAAGAUGUAAUUCAAUAGAUGUGCGCGUUAAUAUUUCUAUGUGAAAUAGAAUUUAAAAAAAUAAUACACAUUGCUUUUCUAAAAAAAACCCAGAUAUUAUUGACUGGAUAGCAAAAGUAAAAAAAAAACAUUAAAUUUAUAUACAAAA